UGCUCCGAGUGGUAAUCGUGGCGAAGAUGACAGAGACGAAAGACUAUGUCUUUGCCCAGGCACAUGUCGAGCUUCUAAUGGCCCAUGGUACUGAGGAAUCCGUUGCAAUGCUGAUGAAGUUGACGCGGAAGAAUGGUGGACAGGUAAUCGCGCACCAAGACUCGGCUCUCGUGGAGCAGCCCUCAUUGGGUCGCGACUUCCCGAUGCCUCAUGUCCCUGAUACGAUCGGUCACGCUCAGCGCUCGUUGUCGGAAGGGUGUGGCUUCUGUAUGGUGGUGCGGCAGACAUGCUAUGGAUUGAGUCGUACUGACCUUCGGGUGGUAUUCCCGGCGGAUCAUCCGUGUAUAAAGUUUUAUCUUCGUAUUCCGGACGAGGGACUAUUUCACAAUUGAUUGAUUCAAAACGCAAAGUCAGCUUCCAGACAAUGAACAUACUCACUAUUCGGAUAUAGCGAAGAAUACCGUGGGAGGGACGUGGAGGACAAGCUUCGCGGCGGCAGCGGAAGAGAUGGGAGCUCUUCGCGGAAAGAUCCAUCGCUCGGAGAAGGAAGCGUACGCCGAAUGUCUACCUCGUCCGACGACGGCUUGUCUUGAAGAUACUUAUGAAGGGAUUCCGGCAAUGAGCUGCGAGGCUGCGAUGGAUCAUCUGGGCUGUCUCGGAGGGAGGCAUGGGAGGAUCGCGGCUGCUGACCGCUCAUCGCUUAAGCCGUGCGAGAGAAGUCGGUAGCGGGGGCGACUAGGCGGUCGGGAGUAGAGAGGAUGGGCGGAAGCUACAGCGCCAACUGAAUCCAGCGGUGGAUGCAAAUUUAACGAGCCCGGGUUCGGAAAAAAGACACUGAAAAAAGGUGGCGGUGGAUUGGCAGCGGCCUAGGGCCACCAGGUGACCACUCGAGGUCGUUCCAAGUAGCCGCAGUUUGCGACUCAAUCCACCAGGGCGAAUCCCGAGAUCGCGCAAGAAAAAGGAGGCAAAAGAGGAGAUGGACGUGGCGAGAGCCGGACGAAUGGAUGGACGGACUCCUGUGACAGAACGUAUCGUUCGGGUGCCCGGGCUGUUGUGCAACCUGUUCAUAAGGUUUGCUUCCGUUGAGCUGACAUUGGCUGCCUGCUUAGUGUGAGCCCCCCUCGUGUCAGCCGCGUUCAAACAACAUCGAUUAAAAUGUGAUUCAAGCGUCUGGACGAAGAAUAUUCCCGAGCUUCAGGUGUGGACGAUGCAGAUCGUCCUCCAUGGAGACAGGCAGCGAAAUGGCGCGUUCGAGGCGACAACAGGACCGUCCGAAAUCGGUGUUAGUGUUCAGCUCACCCUUCCCCGCCACCAUCUCGUUGGGUCUGAACUGCCUUCUGCAGUAUCGAUCCUUUCUCCUUUUGUCUUCCCUUCGUGCAAAGUCAAAAAUUCUACUCUACGGGGCCGAGAGGAUCAACCCCCAGGAGAAGCGCCCGAGAUCAACGUGUAAUGCCAGCGCUUAUGUAUUUGUCGUCCUUCAAAGGACGGAUUGUACAUCGUACUUUUGUCGUGUAGAAUUCGCAAACAAAAAUCCGUU
Messenger RNA from Fomitiporia mediterranea MF3/22, 1537 nucleotides. RefSeq lists its product as uncharacterized. The coding region runs from base 27 to 392 and encodes 121 amino acids. The record is from RefSeq and is a predicted model, not a curated record. Lineage: Eukaryota; Fungi; Basidiomycota; Agaricomycetes; Hymenochaetales; Hymenochaetaceae. The transcript has 2 exons.